CUUAGCUACUGAGGAGGGACUCCAAGUUUUGGAAAAAUUUUUUGACCUAAGAUGGAAAAAGUGCACUCGUUAUCAUCCAUUACCAUCAAUUAGUACUGAACCCUCCCUUGCAUCAAUAAUGUUAGCUGGUCUGUACCCGCCUCAAGACAAUCCGCUCCGUCAUAAAGCAAACACUCACUAUUGCUAUCAUAAGAAAUUUUUCGAAGAUAUGGUUGAAGUUGAUGUGGGACCGUGUUCUGGAUUACACCGAAGAUCUAUGCAGUAUGAAAUACUUGGUCAAAAUGAAAGGUUUAUUAAUGGGUCUAUUUUGUCGGAUCUUGACAAGGAAAUUUAUAUUUCCUUGAAGGUCUUUGACAAUAAUCUGUAUCCUAAUAUAUAUAAAUGGAAGAUGAAAAUGGCAGCUUGCUUACAAGAAAAAAUGGCAAAUGUUCCUAAUUUUGGUGAAUUCAAUGCCUUGAAGCCGAUUCCUGUACCAAAAGUUUUAUGUGCAAGGCGUUCCUCACCAUUAAGUAAACGCAAGAAAGUGUAAAGAUUUCUUUCAGGGAUUAAACAUUUGAAGAUUGAUUCAAUGUGAUGAAUAUUUUUUUUGAAUGUUUUAACAUAAAGCCAUAUUAUUUUCUUUACAAUGUAUGUGACAUUGCACAAUUUUUUCUUUAUACUGUUUGCAUACGUUGUACAUAUGCAAGCAAAGUUUUAA
This is a messenger RNA of Argiope bruennichi, 697 nucleotides long. RefSeq lists its product as uncharacterized. The transcript has 4 exons. The record is from RefSeq and is a predicted model, not a curated record. NCBI's taxonomy places the organism in Eukaryota, Metazoa, Arthropoda, Arachnida, Araneae, Araneidae. The coding region runs from base 119 to 529 and encodes 136 amino acids.